This is a messenger RNA of Strongylocentrotus purpuratus (purple sea urchin), 2668 nucleotides long. RefSeq lists its product as uncharacterized. The record is from RefSeq and is a predicted model, not a curated record. Gene Ontology annotation, biological process: signal transduction. The coding region runs from base 217 to 1734 and encodes 505 amino acids. The transcript has 5 exons. Lineage: Eukaryota; Metazoa; Echinodermata; Echinoidea; Camarodonta; Strongylocentrotidae.
AAAACUGGGGACGCAAAAUCUGCCAUUAUCAAAUACUUGGUCUCUUAUGAUGAAAUAUUUGAGAUAUUUACGUUGGUUUGGAAGAGUCUUGUACAUGAAAACAUCCCCUAUUUCCUCGACUCAGAGACGUUGUUGGGAUUGGCGGUUAGUAUUACCAAUCUAAUAGAUUGUUCGGACGAGUUCGCCUAUGCCUUUGGCGAGAAGGGUCUUCUUACUAUGGUCAUUCGAGAUCUCCAGACGAAUCUAGGCGACGGACACAUCCAUCACGUACUGAACAUCAUCUACAACUGCUGUAGGAGAAUACCCGAGAACAGAGUCAUGUGUCGAGAGUUCGUUGUUACCCUCCAGGAGUAUUCACAAUCGAAGAACUCUGAGAUUCAGGCCCAUGCCUUCUUGGCGCUUUCCUUCAUCGUCGACAAAUCAGAAAUUCAUAAGAUAUCCCUAAAUGAACCGUGUCUGAAAUUCCUCUUGCUGGCUCUUAAGUCGGCCAUGAGUGAACCAGAUGGCAGGUCUCGGGUCGGCAGUUACUCGACACUCGAGGUCCUCCAAGGACUCAACCAGCUGGCCAUCAACGACUGCAACAAGCUUCUCAUCGUAAAACUUGGUGGGAUAGACGUCCUGGAGCGAAUCCUGAUGGAAGAAGGAUCUAACGACGAAGAAAAGCUUUGGGCUGCCCGAGGAAUAUGGCAACUGGCUUUCAAAGAAGAGAACAAAGUCAAUAUACAUCAGCGUUCAAAACUCCUUAAAACACUGAAGAAGAUUAGAGAAACGACUGAGAAUUGUGAUGUCAAGGACGCCUGCUCGGGUGCACUCUUCGUCAUCAAUGACGUGUUUGACAUCGAUGAAGAGUUCAAAGGUCACACCCCUACACGUGGAGAUCGUGGUCCAAGUUCGGUGAAGAGGGAGGAUUCGCCUGGUCAUGUGGAGGGUCAUAUCAUGAUUAGCUACCAGCAUGCAAGCCAGGAGCGAAUGCUGCAAGUCAAGCGCCAUCUGGAAGAAUCUGAAUACAACGUAUGGAUGGAUGUGGACAAAAUGAAAGGCGAUAUACUGGAUUCCAUGGCCAAGGCAGUCCAGGGAGCUUCGGUCGUACUGGUUUGCAUGAGUCAUAAAUUCAAAGAAAGUCAAAACUGUCGUACAGAAGCGACUUACGCCUUCACCCUAAAGAAAGACAUAAUUCCCCUGAUGCUUCAAGAUCAAUUCACACCAGAGGACUGGCUCGGUGCCCUCAUGGGAAUGAAGAAGUAUUACCCUAUGUUUUCAGACGAUCGCAUGAAACAGUGCCUACCCGAUCUGGUCUCUGAGCUAAGCGAUAGAGGCAAACGUGAGAAACUAGAUCUGGUCGUGCCGUUGCUUGAUCAGGUCACAGGUGCAAGCAAUCCAACAGCCCAUGCUCAAAGGCAAGGGGGUGGAACAGCGGAAGAUGACGUAGACUGCAGUGGAGGAAUCAAAGAUGACAAACCAACAGGCAAUGAAGACGGGGGGAAUUCCCGCCCACAGAAAGCGGUAGAUCUUGUCACAUGGGAUGAAGAAGAAGCGGGAGAAUGGCUGAGAUCGCAUGGCGUUGAUACGAGCAAGGAUAGUUUCAAGAAAGUAGAUGGCACCCGCUUGAAGCAGAUCAAGCAGCUGCUAAAUCUGGCUCCAGAAUUUUGCCUGACGUCUCUGAAAGAAGAAUUCGGUCUUGGCAUAUGGGACGUCCUCUCGCUAGUAGAUGCGUUGAAGAAGCUCUCAAUUUGAAGAAUUUAAGCAAAUAGGAAAUAUAAAUGCUGAAAGGAUUACAAUGGGAGCGGCGCGAACACCGUCACAAACUUCAAAAUGAUUUUCAAAGCAACGAAAACAGAGACAGAAAUAACGUUUAAAAUACCGUCUGUUGAAAUUAUUCGUUCGUCUGAACAUUAAUCAGUAAGAACUUGAUGAGCAAUUCGUUGAACUACUGAGUUGGUAUGAGAGGAAUUAUCCCCGCGUAGAAAAGAAGAAAAAAAGAGAGGCGUCAACAUAGAAUAUCGUCAAUAUUACAGGAAGCACACUUUGGAUACUAGCAAAUAACCGGUUUUCAUGAUUAUAAAUAGAAAAAAGGGGGAAUUUUAGCCAUCAAUAUCAACACGUAUGUAAAUGGUUUUAAAAAUCUAGAUAUCCCACGUAAAAAGUGAGAACGCGUCCUUUUAAAACUGAAAACUACUGGCAUCGGCCGGGAAUCGAACUCUAUCGCUUGCGUAACAGGCAGGCAUUCCUCCACUGAACCACCGAUGUUUACGUUGGAUAGUUUUAUUUCUGUCAAUUCAUUUUGUUACCUCUUUAAAUGCUGGAAACACUUAUUAUUGUGUGUAACUUACCUUUUCAUAGAGAAUACGGAGGCAGGAAGAUGGAGGUUUACCUUCUAUGCCAACGAAUAAAACAGAAUGCUUUAAACAUAGCCCCCUAGUGUCUUCAUUAAUAGCAUGGAAUCAAUUUGACAGAUCAUUGAAGAAAAACAAGGCCCCCUCUGUGAGCACUUUUAAAUACAUGUUCAAACACUCUUGUAAUGUCCGUUCCCAAUAAAAGAGAAUGCCGAGGGGUUUCUUUUCCGUUUCGCCGUGAUUGAUUUUAAAUUCUUAAUUCUCAUUGUAUUCCAACGUAUUUAUCAUUGGUUUAUGAUGCGUUUACAAUAAAAUACAGCUGUAUGCCCAGUACU